UGCUACACGCACUUCCUCAUUGGCAGUGAUAGCAAAGUGUUCUCACACACCAGCGACGUUUGUGACAGAAGUAACACACCGCGGGUCUCGUUUUAUUUCAUCUCUGAGCCUCGUAAAUGUCGAAGCCACCUCCCAAGCCGGCCAAGCCAGGCCAAGUCAAGGUGUUCCGAGCACUGUUCACCUUUGACCCCAGAACGCCAGACGAGCUGUUCUUUGAAGAAGGAGACUUUUUGUACAUCUCUGACACGAGUGACAGUAAUUGGUGGAAGGGGACGUGCCGAGGAAGGACAGGACUCAUUCCAAGUAACUAUGUGGCUGAGCAGGCAGAGUCUAUCGACAAUCCAAUGCACGAAGCAGCCAAACGAGGCAAUCUGAGCUGGCUGAGGGAAUGUGUGGAAAACAAGGUUGGAAUCAACGGGCUGGAUAAAGCGGGAAACACUCCCCUCUACUGGGCAUGCCACGGGGGACAUAAAGAUGUGGUGGAGGUGUUGCUAAGCCAGCCCAAUGUGGAGCUCAACCAGCAGAAUAAACUUGGGGACACUGCUCUGCACGCUGCUGCCUGGAAAGGUUAUUCUGACAUUGUGGAAAUGCUGCUGACCAAGAAUCCGAGGACGGACGUAAGGAACAACGAGAAUAAGCUGGCUCUGGAGAUGUCCACCAACCCUAUGUGUGCUUCACUUCUCAAGAAGAAGCAGGGAAGCAACAUCACACGCACACAAAGCAACGCUGAAGAGUAUUUGGACGAUGAGGACUCGGACUGAGCCGGUCCUGUCGAAACAUCUUCACUGUCUUCUGUUUGGUUUUGGGAGGGGUGGGGGGGGGGGGUCGUGGAGCUCAGAGAGAUUAAUUACCG
This is a messenger RNA of Anarrhichthys ocellatus (wolf-eel), 853 nucleotides long. RefSeq names its product osteoclast stimulating factor 1 (gene ostf1). Bases 117 to 761 code for a protein of 214 amino acids. Gene Ontology annotation, molecular function: protein binding. Lineage: Eukaryota; Metazoa; Chordata; Actinopteri; Perciformes; Anarhichadidae. Gene Ontology annotation, biological process: signal transduction. The record is from RefSeq and is a predicted model, not a curated record. The transcript is spliced from 10 exons.